CUUAAACUGGCAGUAAUUGUAAUACUUUUACUUAUCUAUCAAUCUAUUUCACCUGCGUCGAGAUUUUUGAUGCCAACCAUGACGGAGCAGGGCAAGAUGCAGGACAUUCUUGGGAAAGUGCUGAGUUCUCUAUCUCUAGGAGCUCUACGCGAUCGUCGAGCAGAGCAACCGGCCUCCGGUUCAACGGAGUUAGGAUUUUUACCGCGGGCGCCUGAUGGUGGACAAGCAUCAUCGUCCGGUGCGGGCGCGACCAGUGGCGUCAACAAUACAUCUGCGCAGGAGCAGUCCAGCAAAUUUUGCUACGCCGAGCUGGAAAUUGUCAACGCGUACCAACACCGUCGUCAGUUUCGCUUAGCUUUUGCAGGUAUUGCCUACAACGGAAAGGAAGGUGAGGAGUUACGCUCGCGGACGGGGUUAACACCAGAAGAUGUGGUUUUGCACGAGGAUUGGGUUUGUUUCCGCUCCCGCAGUCCGAUGCUGCUUCUCCAGAUUUUUGAAGCGGUGAUGAAAAUGUGUGGUCGGACCGGAUUCCGAAUUCGGCUGAAGACUCAAAAGAUGUGCGUGACGGAGGAUAAAGUUGAGCACUUUUUCAAGGGUACAACUGCCGCGGAGAUCCGUAGCGAGAUGGUCGGAGAACAGGAAGAGGAGGAGCGCAGGGCUACACGGGGCGCGGAGAAUCUUUCGCGACAGGAGAUGGAGAAAAUGUGCGAGGGGACCCCU
Amoebophrya sp. A120 is the source of this 720-nucleotide messenger RNA. The record is from the annotation of a GenBank genome assembly. NCBI's taxonomy places the organism in Eukaryota, Dinophyceae, Syndiniales, Amoebophryaceae.